GUUUUCUUUAUUUGACAUGCAAUGUGAUCAUUAGAUGUAUAAGGCUGGCAUAAAACCAAAGACAGUCAGCAUCAAUCCUGUUAUCUAACUGAAGAAUAGUGAACAACAUGAAAAUGUCAAUAGAGUUGAUCCUUGCCUUUCUUAACAUGAUUUUUAGUGUUUUAGGAGACUGUAAUGCAGGUCAUGGAAAGACAACUUGUAUCACAGAAGACCUACUCCAGAUGUUGAUGAGAGUAAACAAGCUUGGUGUUCCAAUACAAGAAAGAAAAGAGAGAAUUGCUUUCCUAGCUUUCGUGAAGGGUAUUCCAACAACGUCCAACAAUGUGAUAAAAUUUGAAGAUGUAAAAACAAACAUUGGAAACCAUUACAACCCUACCCUGGAGUUUUCACAGCACCUAGACAUGGCCUUUACGUCUUGUCUUGUAUGAUUAUGGCAUAUCGUACUACACCAGUUAACUUUGAAUGGCGAAAGAAUGACGCUCUUUUUUUUUCUUAUGGUUAUGUUAACAACACAAAUAGUGGUUCACAUUCCCAGACACAGAUCUUUGAGCUAGCAAAAGGUGAUCGCAUUUACAUCAAGAGUCGAGCAUCAAGUCAAAAACUACAGGGUAAUCUGCACUCUUAUUUCAAUGGUUACGUUUUACAAUAAAGAAGAAAUGGCA
This is a messenger RNA of Mytilus californianus (California mussel), 662 nucleotides long. RefSeq lists its product as uncharacterized. Gene Ontology annotation, molecular function: protein binding. The transcript is spliced from 3 exons. Bases 108 to 428 code for a protein of 106 amino acids. The record is from RefSeq and is a predicted model, not a curated record. NCBI's taxonomy places the organism in Eukaryota, Metazoa, Mollusca, Bivalvia, Mytilida, Mytilidae.